CAGUAAGUCAGACAGGGAGCUGUCCAGCUAUCCAGAAAUCUGAAACAGUACUAAUUACUACAGACUGCUGACAUUUAAAGGUGCAUCACUGAAGAAGCCUGCAAUAGAAAAUAUCACAUCACAGAAAAUACUUUAAAAGACCGAGGUAAGCAUAAUUUACUUUAUUUUGUCAGUGAUGCUAUUCUGUCUCACUGUACAUGUGAGAGCUCUGUGUUUGUAAACAGAGAAUCAUUUUCAGAAGAAUAGUCAUGAGAGUGAGUCAAAAUGUUGCAUGAAAAUACAUCAAUUAGUAGAGAGAUCAUUUGAAAUGCCCCUAAUUUGCUGGUCUAAUUCUGUGAUGUUUUAGUUUACAAUGACAUCUGAUGUCAAAAUCUUUGCCAACUCAACUUUGCUGCAUUGAAAAAAGUACAUGGUCUAUGUGCAAAAGCUGGUUAUAAUGGCUUUAAAGAAAAAAUGCAUGUAACACAAAUAUUGUAAAACAGAAUGUUCAAAGUUAUGGAUUUAAAUCAUGAUUAUUUAUAUAUAUUUUUUCAAGGCACAGUUUAUUCUUUUAUUGUUAUAUAGACAAUUUUUAUGUUUCCUCUUUGCUCCCUAGUCAUUUGAAAGUAAAUACUAGGAUCCAUUUUUUUGUGUGUUCUGGAAAGUAGUGUAUAGAUUUAUUUUUUCUUGUCAUUAUGCAUAAGUAGCACUUUCAUUAUUGACAAUAGCUGAAUUUCUUUGUUUUUCCAUGUUUAAAAAGAAGUGAAAAAAUAUCAGUAAUAGCAUAGGGGAGUUAAAGCCCAACUACAAUAUAAUUUAUUUAUUUAUCAUAAAAAUGGUGAGAAAUUAGUCCAACAACAAAGGGUUAAGAGUUUGCUUUAAGAUGUAUCUAUAUAAAUGUAAAUUACCAUAAUAUAGUUAUAGUACAAUUUACUGUGGCGCUUAGGAAAUUAUUAAAUGGUAGACAUUUAUUUUACCAUUAUGCAUACUUAAAUUUUCAAUAAAAAAAGCAAUACAUGGGAGACAGAGCUUGAUAAAUACUUAAAUAUUAAAAUUUUCUUUUAUAUUUCUAAUUACAAAAUAUAAUGAGUCACUUUGUUCAUAAUAAAAAAUAUUGCAGUAGACAUAAAAUUACUGCUUGUAAUCUGUAGCAGAAUGAUUCUUAUCAUCAAUAUGCAUACAAUUUGUAGUAUCACUAGUUUUACAGUGAAAUACUCAUCUAUAUGGAACUGGAAAGGCUACCUGUAAAACCUAUUCUGUCCCAACACUCCAGUACACAGGCCUUCAUUUCAUUUUGUUGGAUAGGUUUUCCAAACAAUUUAAUAUUUUGGAUAAACAUUUACAAUUCUUUUUAAUUAUAUUAAAAAAAUCAUAUACAUAAAUAUAUCAAUAUAAAAAGUAAAAUCAAAAUAUUAACAUUUGUUUAUAAUAUUAAAUCAUUUUAAAAGUUUAUCCAAAAAUAUAAAACCAUUUGAAAUUGGAAUCCAACAAUACUAAAUGAGUAAGCUAGAGUUUCUAAAAGAGUUUAGAUGAACUCAGAUUUACUAAACAAAACAGUUCACUACAAUUUGUAUUAAUCAGCAGUUUCAGUCUUUUUAUUUUUAUUUAAUUCCUUUUAUAUAUAUCAAACCUUCUGACAAUGAAAUGUAUGCUGGUCAAUAUUUUCUCAACUGAUUUCACUAACUGUGAAGAACGGUGAAAUAUAAUGUUGCUGACAAAAUAAAAGUAACAAUAGUAAUAUAUAUAUACAUAUAGAAUUUAACCUUCACAAGUAUUUGAUAUAUAACAUAGGUCAUAGGUAAGCAACCUUCUGCACUCCAGAUGUUGUGGACUACAUAUCCUAUAAUGCUCUUACAGCCAUAAUGCUGGUAAAGCAUCAUGGGAGAUGUAGUCCAAAACAUCUGGAGUGCCAAAGGUUGCUUACCCCUGACAUAGGUCAUUAGAUAUGUGUAGUAAUACAAAAUCAGACUGUGUAGGUGAAUCAGAGAAGUUGCAUUUAAGUUAGUUGCAAAUAAUAUACUGUGUGGCUAUGUAACUAGCAGCUAUAUAUAUUGCCUUCAAAAUAAAAUUGAUUGUAUUCUAUUCAUUGCUUAAAAUAUGUUCAAUUUUAUAACACAGUCAUUGAAAUAUGAACUGUUCAGAAUAAAAAAAAAUUGUUUUAGACGAUAAUAUUUUUCUUUCACACUUGAGCCUAUUACUCUUUUUGAGUUUUUGUGUUACAAUACGAUUCUUUAUUGCAAGAUAGCGGAGAAUAGCUAAGACAGCAAUCCGUUGUAAGAUUUAACUUUUGUUUAGAGUAAAUGUGUAAUUGCUUUCUUUCCUAACAAUUCAUACUUCCUUUAAUUCACUAUAUUCGUCCUUUAGUUCGCCAUUGUUCAGUGUAUUGAUGGGAUCUUUUUAUUGGAGCAAGUAAAAGUCACUUGCAAAAAGUAGAAUCUAUUCUUUACUAAUAAGUGUCAUGGAAAGUGGCCCCCGGUUGGUUGUAGCACCACUUAAGAGAUUAGAACACAGUUACUUUGUAAAAUCUACAUCUUCUUAGCCACAAGAAUGCAAGUGUAUGGAUGAAGGUUAAUAAUAAUAUCAAUGGUUCUUCCUGAUUAAAUCAACCUUGCAUAUAAAUAUAAGUAAAACAUUUCAUUAGUGGAAAUUGACUUUCUUCUUGUAUUUCAUUGCAGGUUACUUUGACAAUUAAAACUCCAGGCAAGUGGAAUGUAAUAUAGCAACAUUGCAAUAUACAUUGCUUAAGUACAACCUCUUAAUCGAGAAAAAAAUAAAAAUCUUAACCUUCAAGUAUUUUGAUUUCUACAUUAAAAAUCUGAGAAAAAGAAAAACAAAAAAAGACUUCCUGACCCUAGCUUUACAUUCAGACUUAUCUUUGGAUCAAUGUCUGAGAUGGUUAGUGUACAUGGGUGGAUGGAGGAGGCUCUGAGCUCACAGGAUGAGAUGAAUGAGUCAAAUCAAAGGGAGUCUGCAUAUGAUAUGUUGUCAGGUAUGAGUCAUGAAGAACAUGGAAGCAUUGAUGGAGAAGAUGAUGAAGAGGAGGAGGAAGAUGGAGAGAAACCGAAAAAAAGGGGACCUAAGAAAAAGAAGAUGACAAAAGCUAGGAUGGAGAGAUUCCGUGUCCGACGAGUGAAAGCCAAUGCCAGGGAACGUAGCAGAAUGCAUGGGCUUAAUGAUGCACUGGACAACCUAAGGAGAGUUAUGCCUUGCUACUCUAAAACUCAGAAGUUAUCGAAGAUUGAGACUCUUAGACUGGCUCGGAACUACAUAUGGGCAUUGUCUGAGGUAUUAGACAGAGGCCAGACAACUGAAGGAAAAGGUUUCCUUGAAAUGCUUUGUAAGGGACUCUCUCAGCCCACAAGUAACCUGGUAGCUGGCUGUCUUCAACUUGGACCUCAGACAAUGUUUUUUGAGAAGCAUGAAGAGAAGUCCCAUUUAUGUGAAUCUUCCCUACCUGGACACACGUACAGUUAUCAAUCUCCAGGCUUACCCAGUCCGCCAUAUGGUAACAUCGAAGCACAUCACUUGCACUUAAAGCCUCCCACAUUUAAAUCUGUGGUGGAUUCUUCCAUGGUGAACCAUACGUUAAACUGUACCACCCCGCCAUAUGAAGGUGCUCUUACUCCUCCUCUUAGCAUCAGUGGUAACUUUUCUCUAAAGCAAGAUGGGUCAUCUGAUAUGGACAAGUCCUAUGCUUUCCGCUCUCACUAUCAAUCUCUUGGACUUGGUGGAUCUCAUGGACAUGGGCCGCACUUUCAAACUGCAGUUCCACGAUAUGAAAUUCCCAUAGAUAUGCCCUAUGAAACAUACCCACACCAUGCUAUUUUCAGUGAAUAAAUGAAAGACUUGAAUCUGAGGGACUAAUGGGUGGUGAGAGAAGAAAAGAGCAACCCAAUUAUUUUUUCUGUAGAGUGAUUAUCUACUUCUCAUAUGACUUUCUUGACUGUGACAUUGACUGCUAUUUCUUAUAUUUUAGCACAUUGCAAUCAUGUACACUUCCCAUGAGUUAUCUUCUCAUUGUUUUUAAAUUUCAACUUGUAGCAUUGUUUCAUUGUUUGCAGUUUGAGUUCUGUUGAGUAGUUAUAAUUGUGAACAAUGCAUUGGUAAUGGGACAAUUUCAGGGCGAAUUUCAUGGUAAUAGAUUUAAUUAUCCACUUUAAGAGGUGGACAUUUUACCCAUUCCUUAUGGUGAUGUUAUGGUAAUCAACAUGUUCUAAAAACUAAUGAAUUAUGCAUCUAUAACAGCAAAAUCAGUAUAAGCACUUGGAAGAUUCUAAAUCCACCCACGAGAUAUAAACCUUUCUGGUUUCCACGAGGGAGAAAAUAAAAUAAACAAAGUUUUCAUAUCUUGCACUAAACAUAGCAGUUUUACAAAUAAUGAUUUUAAUGUAUUAAUUCACAGGAUUAUUCACUGGAGUGGGAAUUGCUGGGAAUUAAUGAUUUGAUAUUAUUUACCUUAAACUUUCAUUCAGGAGAUGAAGUCUGGUACUUUAUGGAAUCCUGUGAGCUCACAACAUCUUACAUACAAUGGCUAUGCCAGAAUGCCUAUCUUAAUUGUGAAAAAAAACAAAAAACCUAUACAGUUACAGUAGCCGAACCCUUUGAACAAUCUUAAAGAGACACCCUUAAGCUUGCUGAAUGCUUUAUGUGUGAUGAAUGGCCUCUUUUUUUUCAUUUUACAAAAAGCGCAGAUUUCAAUAGGAAUUGACACUUUUAUAAAUUAAUCUUUUUACACAACGCAUAUUUUCAUCUGGGGUAUAUCUUCUAAACAGUGAUCUUUAUUUAUUUGCUUUUUUUUUUUAAGCAUUUGAGAUGUGAAGUGUCCCUUUAAUGUUUAGCAAUUUGAGAUUUGUUCAUAAUCUCCAGAAAUUAAAUACUGGCUGUUAGCGUCAAUUAAAUUAAAGAGUAAGGGCUUUAUUAAUCAAUCAGUGAUCUGUAAUACGUUGAAAACAAAGUGGCAAUCAUAGAUGACGAUUGUUGACUAUUUUAGUCAGUUGAUGACUUGACAUCAACCACAGCUUACAGUUCUAUGUAUAAACCUCUAGAUGCCCAUAACUUUGCAAAUCACUUUAAAAAAUAUUAUUUAAAAAAUAACAGUGGAAGCCAUUUCAGUAAAAAUAUAAUUUGCAAUUUCAAUUUUCUCAAUUCAGUAGCCUUGAGAUAUCAUGUAUCCUGCACCAAAUUUUAAAGAGAAACAAUUUAAAUAAUUUAAUAUACUUUGGUUUAGUGUAUUUAUGUAGGAUAGUGGAUAUACUGCUUGUUUAUUUAUUUGGGCUAAUGGAACUACCCCUUUCAUAGCACCUAGCUAGCAUUAUAUUAUACAGGUCAAAGAUCUCAACAACAAUGUAGUAGUUAUAAUCAAAGUCAGGUGUUUCUGGCAUAGAUUAAUUAGUUGUGCCAGUACACUAACUACCAUACAAACAAGAUUUGUUGAGACAAUAAAGGCCGGUGGGCUAAAUGGUGAGGGAUGGUAAGAUAGCACCUGAUUUGCACAACUUAAGCUAAAAAAAUUGUUUAAACAAAUCCAUCUAAAUUAUUUUGGUUUAAAGCUCUUGUUUGUUACUACAUUUAUUAGAGACUUUGUUAACACAAUAUGGCAAGCCAGAUCUAAGGGUAUAAUUAGUCCCUUAUGUGAUAUAGAGACAAAAAAAGCAUUCAAGGUUUUUACAAAAGUGAGAAUUCCAAUGAUUUUCACAGUUAAGGCCAGAGUAGCUGAGAUGAAAGCAAAGCUGACAGAGAAAUUUCCCAGUUUGGCUAUUUUGGUCUUAUAUUUUAAAUUCACCUUGAAUUCUCACUUUAGUGAAUGACCCUGAUAGUGUAAUCUUUAUAAAGCGGAAACCUUAACUUGGCCCAAAUUGCUCAUGAAUUCUGGUGUAUUGUACUGUUCUAUUUAUUUGAUUAAUAUUUAUUAUAUAGUUGUUAUUAUUUUGAUCAAAUAUUUGUUUUCUCUUUGCAUUGUG
Molecule: messenger RNA, 5939 nt
Organism: Pelobates cultripes (western spadefoot toad)
Lineage: Eukaryota; Metazoa; Chordata; Amphibia; Anura; Pelobatidae
Source: the annotation of a GenBank genome assembly